This is a messenger RNA of Microthlaspi erraticum, 993 nucleotides long. The record is from the annotation of a GenBank genome assembly. NCBI's taxonomy places the organism in Eukaryota, Viridiplantae, Streptophyta, Magnoliopsida, Brassicales, Brassicaceae.
AUGUCCGACAGGAUACUCUGCAAGUUCUUUGUCCAUGGCUCGUGCUUGAAAGGAGAAAAUUGUGAAUAUUCCCAUGACUGUAAAGAUCCGGCGAAUAAUGUUUGCACAUUCUAUCAGAAAGGAAUAUGCUUGUACGGAAGUAGAUGUAGAUAUGAACAUUCCAGGACUAGUCUACCACAAUCUUUAUCUCCCUCCAAUGUUCCUCUUCCCUCAGAUUCUCAGCCACAGUCUUUAUCAGCCGCUUACAACUCUCUCCUCACACCCUCGUUGAAUCAUCUGCAACAAAAAGGAGAUGACAACAAUGACGGUGAAAAAUACUAUAUCGACCCAAGAGACUACCCGAUUUGCUCAUUCGCUGCAGCUGGUGAUUGCCCUCGGGGAAGCCAGUGUCCGCACAUGCACGGAGACGUCUGCAGCACCUGUGGGAAGAAGUGUUUGCAUCCUUUCAGGCCCGAAGAGCGAGAAGAGCACACGAAAGAGUGCGAGAAGAAGCAGAAGCAGAUGGAAGCUUUGAAGAAGAGCCAAGAGAUUGAGUGUAGCGUGUGUUUGGAUCGUGUCUUGUCAAAGGCAACUCCAGGGGAAAGGAAGUUUGGGCUGUUGACUGAGUGUGACCAUCCUUUCUGUAUACAGUGCAUUCGUAAUUGGCGCAGCAGUGCUCCUGUUUCAGGGAUGGAUGUGAACAGCACGUUGAGAGCGUGUCCUAUAUGUCGCAAGCUCUCUUAUUUCGUUGUCCCUAGUGUUGUUUGGUACUCUACUCCUGAAGACAAGAAGGAGAUCAUCGAUGUAUACAAGGCAAAACUCAGGUCAAUUGACUGUAAGCACUUCAACUUUGGAAAUGGGAACUGCCCAUUUGGAGGAAGUUGUUUCUACAAGCAUGCAUAUUCUGAUGGUCACUUGGAAGAAGUUGUUCUACGGCAUCUUGGUUCUCAAGGAGAAACUCUAAUAGCAGACACUUUGAGGCUAUCAGAGUUCCUUGGUGGCCUGCAGAUGUAA